CGAUCGAUAGACUUCAAAGAUUGUAAAAAGUUUUAUGACAUCCAUCUGGAGCCAGGAGACUGACUGAUCGAUCGGCACAUCUACUGGAACCUGAAGAAACCUGGGGCAAGGCGAGAAAGGUUCUCCUUUUGACAUAGAAAGAUGGGCACUCCAGAUGAAGAUGACUACCAACAAUUGAUUGAUCCCACCCUGAGGGACUAUCAACAUUUCCCCACUUCACUCAGUACUCCACCCCACACACCCUCGUCGAAGAAAGUGCCCACUGAAUAUUCUCAACAAGGAUUCACCUCAUCAUCCACUUCACUUCCAAGGGAUGGAGGCCUUAAGAUACAUUCACCAAAUCCUUAUUAUCAGCCAGGCAUCCUACCGCCAAGAAAUUUAGAACAGAAUAUUCAGACGAGGCUCCACCGAUCCACCUCUUCUGCUUCUCUUGCCCCCGCAUCUCCUCCUUCUCCCUCGGAUAGUAAUCCAACUAAUCCUCAGACAACUACAUUAAAUCUCUCUAACCACCUAUCAACUCGCCGACCCAGACUGGGCCCGAAUCCUUCUCUCCAAGAUCUGAAAUCAGCUUCAAUCAAGCAUGCUCAUCCACUUCCAAUCCCCACUGGGUAUCUUCCGAAUUCAAUCAAGAGUCCCGCUUCAUAUUCUGCUGGCCAUCAAACAGACCCAACGACGAUAAGCCAUGACUUUCAGGGAGAAAAAGACCACACCAGCCAAACAUUCAGGAGCCAAAAUCAGCACAACAACAACAACAACAGACUGGAGUUUGGAGAACAAUGGAUGAUCAAUAACGAAAACUACGAAAACAAUCAGCUGAGCGAGGAGGACGCGAAACCCAACAAUAAGAUCUCGGCAGAUCUAGAUUAUUCGCUCAGGCGAUUAAUCAACUUGGAUGUCUUUCGCAAACUGCUCGAGGAUCCCACAAGCAGACGCGCGUUUCGACAGGCCAUCAUCCUCGGCCUCUCCCCCUCGUCUUCUUCCGCCGCUCCCCCAAGCGUCUCUCUCACUAAACUCGACCUCUGGCUCGACUGCAGAGGCGUCAAUCAGAUCCUUAAUCUCCUGAAGAUUGGCACUCACGGCUUGAUUGAUGUCUACUUGAAAGACCCGGACUCGCGACACGCGUUGCAUGCGAUCUUACCAGACUCCAUGAGCAUAGGAGGAGGGGCAUUCAACAGUCUGCUAUCAUCCAUCAACCGACUCAAACUUCUCGCAAACGAAGAACAAGAAGAAGAACAAAAUGACGAUAGAAUUGGAACCGAUCGGGACGGAACGGAGGAGGAGGGGGUUGUGGAGGGCGGUGUUGCCUCAACAGGCGGCUUAAAAGCUAUCGAAAAUCGGCUCCUGAUUUCCUUGUAUCAGAACGAAUUUCCUCUGUUUAUUAAGAAAAACUUGGUCUCGAAUGUCGUCGUCAAGUUGGGCAAAUUCAAUUUGAACGAAAGUGAUCGGGAUGGAUUAGGCGAUUGUUUCUGUCUAACCAACCCAAGACUAAGAGAUCAUCCCAUCGUGCUCGUUUCGGAUGGUUUUACGAAGGUGACUGGGUAUGAACGACAGGCGAUCGUUGGCAAAAAUUGUCGGUUUCUUCAAGGGCCUGGAACUUCUCCUGAAAGCGUCCAGAGAAUUCGCGAUGGAUUGAACUCGGGCGAAGGAUGUACCGAAUUGUUACUGAAUUAUCGGAAAGAUGGGACUCCGUUUUAUUGUUUGUUAUGUAUCAUCCCUUUUCGAGACGUAACUGGAGCCUUAAUAUAUUUUAUUGGCGGGCAGAUCAAUGUGACCGGGAUGCUUUCAAGCCAGAAGGGUCUAUCAUUUCUGAUGGCCAACAACGAGGAUGCCUAUUCGCAUGGAACAAAUGAGCUGUCCCGAAGUACGGGACGAAGUGCCGGUCGAAGCACUGAUGACUUACUGGACCAUGUCGGAUUAAGCCAGCAUUCUUUUUCGCCGACGAUGCAGCAUUUUGCUAUGAGAGGACAUCCCACCAAUAAUGUCUCCGAACAAACAACAUCCUCAAGGGAUCUUGCUGACAGUACCGAUGUACGAGGCAACCCCACAAUGGGAGGAGAAUAUCAUGCCGCUGGCUCGAUCACCUUCGACGACUUUGACCCGAACUUCGGCAAAGAUAACUCGGCUUUUCGUGCUAAAUCUUCCAGCUUCUUUCGUCGCUUGGCUGGCAUUCAUCAUCGCGACCCAACCAACAAAAACUUGGCUUCUCCUUAUCUACACUCGCCGUCCACUUCUUCGAAAAAGGAAAGUCAGAAACUCCUCGGCGCCGAAACCUUGUUCCACGAGCCCAAACCUUUAUCGGAUCACAUCAAACAAUUCGAAUCUACCUAUUCACAUCUAUUGGUCUUUCAACAAGAUUCUAGACGCGUGAUCUUUGCAACAAAAGAAGCGAUUGCUUUGUUUGGAUUAAACCACUCGAAUUCGAAAGAGAUAUACAAAUCGAAAUUGAUCCAGACUGAUUUCCUGGAACUAGUAUGGCCGGUAAACACUACAAACAAGGAAAGCGUGGCGACCCUUCGUGCUCAUUUGAAAAAAAUCAUCAAGGCUGGCUUGCCCAUCAGUUUUGACUGUCAAGUCAAAUCAAUUCAAAGAGGUUUCUUCCUAUCCAUAACCAAAGAGGAAGAUCCAUCCAAAUUGGUUACGACUAGGAUCCAUUUGACUCCUCUAAUGGACAAGGAUGGAAAAAUUGUUGCCUACGUUUGCUUAUUUGGGUAGAUAUAGCCUCUGAAAAAAAGUAUAAUUUAUCUUUGAGUUAAUUCCUUGAACUAUUUAUUUGCAUGCUCAUGCAUCAAAGUAUUUAUUUGUUUAUAUAUCCAACUACCCUGUUAUAUUAGUAAUUGUUAAUCUGUUUAUUUGUUCACUUGCUGGUUA
Messenger RNA from Puccinia graminis f. sp. tritici CRL 75-36-700-3, 2868 nucleotides. RefSeq lists its product as uncharacterized. Gene Ontology annotation, cellular component: nucleus. The coding region runs from base 142 to 2712 and encodes 856 amino acids. Lineage: Eukaryota; Fungi; Basidiomycota; Pucciniomycetes; Pucciniales; Pucciniaceae. The transcript has 14 exons. The record is from RefSeq and is a predicted model, not a curated record.